GGGACGUGGGGCCCCAUGCGGGAUGAGGGACGCAAAUUGGGGGUGGGGGUGUCCCCCCCAAGUCAACAGGGACCUGCUGCCCCAUGGCCGCCACCACCCCAUCCCCAUCCCACGAACGGGACUGUCGCUUUAACGGCAGGCUUUCCGCCUCGCCCGGCCUCCACGCCGUCAGCGGGCAGGUGGAGCCGGACUGGGGGCCCCCACUGUGCCCCCCGCUCCCCUCGGGCGGCCCCCCGAGCCUGGCCCUGCCAGGCCGCCCGGCUGAGGCCGGAGGAAGGGGAAGUGCUGGGGCAGGACGCGGGAACAGGGGGCCCCUGCGCCAGAGGAUGCCGGGGCUGCCCCAUGGAAGGUGAAGAAGGAGUCACUCAUCUUGUGGAGACCCCCCUGAAUGACAGGGACACCCAGGAGCUCCCAAAAGAGGGUAAAAAUGGAACCAAGGGACCCGCAGCCACGGAGGAGCUGGCUGUGACCAGGGACGUGGGGGACAGCGGUGCCCACCUGGGGCAUCUGCAGCUGGACAAGGACAUGCCACGCUUGGACCACAGGGAUGGUGGAGCAGACACUCUCCCAAAGGCCUCGGCCACCUCGAUGGACAGGCAGAGGAGCACCCAGCUCUCAGCCCUUGACAGCUUCCCCCUGAAGCACUCGAACACGCUGACGAACAGGCAGCGAGGGAACGAGGUCUCGGCCCUCCCAGCCACGCUGGACACGUUGUCCAUCCACCAGCUUGCUGCCCAAGGAGAGCUCAGCCAGCUGAAGGAGCACCUUCAGAGAGGUGAGAACUUGGUAAAUAAACCUGAUGAGAGAGGUUUCACGCCGCUGAUCUGGGCCGCAGCCUUCGGAGAGAUCGAAACAGUCCGUCACCUGCUGGAAUGGGGCGCUGACCCCCACGCGCUGGCGAAGGAGCGGGAGAGCGCCCUGUCCCUGGCCAGCAUGGGCGGCUACACCGACAUCGUCAUCAUGCUGCUGGAGAGGAACGUGGACAUCAACACCUACGACUGGAACGGUGGCACUCCUCUGCUCUACGCCGUGCGCGGCAAUCACGUCAAGUGUGUCGAGGCCCUACUAGCUCGUGGCGCUGACCUGACGACAGAGGCAGAUUCUGGCUACACCCCGAUGGAUCUGGCCGUGGCCCUGGGACACAAGAAAGUCCAACAGGUUAUGGAAAAUCACAUCCUCAAGCUGUUUCAGAAGAGGGAGCUGGAGUGACGUGGUGGCUCGCGCCGCACUGCUGCAGCACCAGCGCUUCUCCCAGCCGACGCAGGGCUCUCUGGGACCAACGCAGCCUCACCCAGCCGUCCCGAAAGGGGCAGCGGCGCCAUGCUUCGAGCAAGGAGCAUGCAGAGGAAGCUGGGAACUGCCUGCCCUCGGUGGAUCUAUGCCUCUCCCAGAGGGUGGCAUGGCCACGGUGCCUCGCACCCAGGGACGCUCAUUCCUCAGGGCAGCUGCGUUUCUGCCCUGUUUGGGCUUGGCUGCUUCGUGCGUGUGUGCAUUCAGGUAUUGCGUUAUUGGAAGUAAACUCUAAAGCAGC
Phalacrocorax carbo (great cormorant) is the source of this 1531-nucleotide messenger RNA. The record is from RefSeq and is a predicted model, not a curated record. NCBI's taxonomy places the organism in Eukaryota, Metazoa, Chordata, Aves, Suliformes, Phalacrocoracidae.